Misgurnus anguillicaudatus (oriental weatherfish) is the source of this 2632-nucleotide messenger RNA. NCBI's taxonomy places the organism in Eukaryota, Metazoa, Chordata, Actinopteri, Cypriniformes, Cobitidae. The record is from RefSeq and is a predicted model, not a curated record.
GGGUGGCAACACUGGACUGUGACUGGAGCACUGAUGGCAGGAAAUGACGGUAGCUCAGGUAGUGAUCCGGAAAUGGAAGAUGAAUCGUGUGGCGGGAGUGUAGGGAGUGAAUGGUGGAAAAUUGUGAAUCGGAAAAGGAAGAAAACAAAUAGUCGAGGAUCAAUGACGGAUAGUGGAAAGGAGGAUAACGGGAGUAAGGAAAACAUAGAAGAAUAUAAAGUGAUGAUGAAAUUUGCAGAAUCAGUGCUUCACACUCCAGUCCAGUUGGUGGCGGUAAAUGCACCAUAAGUUGGUUUGCCAUCCGCCAUAAAAAGUCAAUAGAAGAAGAAGAAGAAGAAUCACAUCCGCUCUGAAACAGAAACUGAAGCAAAAGAAAAUAAAUAUACAACACGUAUUGGAGGUGGGAUCAGCUGAUGAGGGUUUGGUGGGCCUCUCUAAUGUGGAAGCCGUUCGAUCGAAUGAAGGUCUUGAAGCCUCUGAUGACCAGCAUCCGAGUGUUAUUGGGAAAGGUUUUUUUGGGCAGCUGUGGUUGCCGCACCUAUGCGUAAGGAAUGACUGGAAAAGGGGUCGGCUGGGAUGCCAGAUUGAAGUGAAACAGAUUUAAAGUGUUUUUGGAACCAGAAACACGUAACCGAACGAUUGGAGUCUGAAUACGAUGGAGGUAAAAGAGGAAACUGAGGAACUGAAUGAAGUUGAGGAGAGACAUCAGGUACCUCAUGAUGUCAUUACUGAAGAGGAAUCUCCUGAUUGUUUAGAAAUAUCAACUAAGAAAAGAGAAACCAAUCAUUCAGUCAAUUCCCAUGAAACUCUUUCCACAAGAAAUGGACACCAUAGCAAAGACAAGAGCACUAACAAUAAAGAGAGAUGUCACACGUGCCAGCAGUGUGGAAAGAGUUAUGCAUUUAGGUGUUCCCUUAGGGCACAUUUGAAAUCUCACACUGGAGAGAAGCCGUACAAAUGCACUCAUUGUGAAAAGAGUUUUGUAUGUGCAAGAAGACUUAUGUUUCAUGUAAGAAGUCACACUGGAGAGAAACCUUACACCUGCACUCAGUGUGGAAAGAGUUUUUCACAAAAAGGAAACCUUAUGUCUCACGAAAAAAUUCACACCAAACAAAAGCCGCACACCUGCUCUCAGUGUAAGAUGAGUUUCACACUGAAAGGUCAUCUUGAGAGUCACGUGAGAAUUCAUACUGGUGAAAGACCUUUCAUGUGCUCUCAGUGUGGAAAGAGUUUUGCACAAAAAGCAACCCUUAUGACUCAUGUAAGGAUUCACACUGAAGAGAAACCUUACACCUGCCUUCAGUGUGGGAAGAGUUUUGCAAUUAAAUCAUCCCUGACGCAUCAUGCAGUGAUUCACACCGGAGAAAAGCCGCACACCUGCCCUCAGUGUGGAAAGAGUUUCACACUUAAAGCUCAUCUUCUGAGUCACAUACGAAUUCACACUGGGGAGAAACCUUUCAUUUGUCCUCAGUGUGGAAAGAGUUUUGCACAAAAAGCAACCCUUAUGACUCAUGUAAGGAUUCACACUGAAGAGAGACCUUACACCUGCCCUCAAUGUGAAAAGAGCUUCACACAGAAAAGUCAUCUUAAGAAUCACAUAUUAAAUCACAUUGGUGAGAGACCUUACACGUGUAAUCAGUGUGGAAGGAGUUUUGCACGAAAAGAUAAUCUUGAGAGUCACACAUCAAUUCACACUGAAGAGAAACCUUACACGUGUCCUCAGUGUGGGAAGAGUUUUGCAAUAAAAUCAUCUUUUACCCAUCACAGAGUAAUUCACACCGGAGAAAAGCCGCACACCUGCCCUCAGUGUGGAAAGAGUUUUACACAGAAAAGUCAUCUUAAGAGUCACAUAUUAAUUCACAUUGGUAUUUAAAGCAACACUAAAGAGUUUUUGCUCUUUGCUCCCCCUACAGGUUAGAAGCGUAAUUGUCCAUUACCACUGUCGUAAAUACUGCAGUAUAGCUGGCUCUGAUUGGAUUGUAGGUCUGCCGUAAAGCAAGUUUUUGUAGUUUUCACUCAAACUACAGGACCACGACCCGACGGUUGGAAACUUCUUUAGUGCGAUUUUGGCCGAUAGAGGGCUGCAAAGCGAAUGUGAAAGUGCAGGUUACCCUGUUUCCAAUGUACAAACGACUGAAACUUUUUUGGAAACAUUAUUUUAAGGUAAAAAAAACCUCUUUAGUGUUGCUUUAAAAAAGUGACAAGUGUACAGGGUUAACAGUGUGCUUUGGUCACUGGUCAAAUGUUUUUACGAAAAGAGGGGUUUAGACAUCUGCGAACUGCUUCGAAUAAACAGUUUCUGAGAGAUGAGGUAAAAUACAUAAAUAAUUUAUAUUUUGAAAAAGUAACAAUGUGUUUUUACUUUGUAUGUUUUUAAACCUGUUGUAGAGGUCUUCAAGACCAUAUUAGACAGCUUUAAAAUAUUUAGGACAUCUGCAGUGCACUUUAAAUUCACAGUGUCAGAACCAUUAUACAGUCGCAAGAAAAAGUAUGUGAACCCCUAGUAACACAAUGUGUUGGUUACCCUAACCCUAACAACUCUGUCAUCAUUUACUCACUCUCAUGUUGUUACAAACGUGCAUACAUUUCUUUGUUCUGAUGAACAUGAAGGAAGAUAAAUGUUUGUAACUAA